Messenger RNA from Neurospora hispaniola, 1996 nucleotides. Its product is annotated as Catenin-beta-like protein. The record is from RefSeq and is a predicted model, not a curated record. Bases 109 to 1971 code for a protein of 620 amino acids. Lineage: Eukaryota; Fungi; Ascomycota; Sordariomycetes; Sordariales; Sordariaceae. The transcript is spliced from 2 exons. Gene Ontology annotation, cellular component: spliceosomal complex.
CAGCCGCGAGCACAGCAACCGCAUCUCCAACUAGAGGUAACUACAUCAUCAUCACCGUGUUUAUUUGUUGGACUGUUCAACACAAACACCAGACCAUUGGCCAUCAAGAUGAAUGUCGACGAGCUGUUUCAGAAAGCGGGAGUUCCCAGCAAACGCAAGCUGGAUCCCAUUCGCGAUCCGAACGAAAUCUACAAGUCCGCCAAAUUAUCUUCCAACGGCAGCCGACACGCGCAGGUAGAGGACGGAGACGACAUAGAAGCGGGUCCAGCACCACCUCCUGAAGAUGGAGAAGAUGAUGGCGACUACGGUCCCUCAGCACCACCAGUCGAAGAUGACGGCGACGAUGAAGAAGGUCGAUUCUUCGGCGGUGGCAUAACCGCCCAGGAGAAGGAGAUUCUCGAUUUCAUGGACAGCAACACCGCCGCCCCAGCCGACGACCUCUUGACAACAGACAAGAUUGACCUUUCCUGGCUAAAGAAAACCGCACUCAACUUCGAGAAGCGCAUCACGCGCAACGCGGAGCUCCGCGCCCGCCACGAAGACGAUCCCUCGAAAUUCAUCGACUCGGAAGCCGACCUCGACGCCUCCAUCAAGGCUCUCUCCAUCCUCUCCGAGCACCCAGAACUUUACGCCGACUUUGCCCGUCUCGGCUGCGUUUCCAGCCUUGUCUCCCUCCUCGCCCACGAGAACACCGACAUUGCCAUUGACGCCGUCGAAAUUAUCAACGAGCUAACGGACGAAGACGUCGCUGCCUCCGACGAGCAGUUCUCCUCUCUAACCGACGCCCUUCUCGAAGCCGAUCUGCUCGGUCUCCUAGUUAGCAACUUCUCCCGCCUAGACGAACAACAAGAAGCCGACCGCACGGGCGUCUACCAUGCCCUCUCCAUCAUCGAAAACCUCUGCUCCCGCCGCGAAACCGCCGACCAAAUCGGCAAACACACCGAACUCCUCGAAUGGCUGCUCUCCCGCGCCAAAAAGUCCGAAUCCCCAAUUGUCUCACAAAACAAGCAAUACGCCGCCGAAAUCCUCGCCAUCAUGGUCCAAUCCUCCCCCGCCAACCGUCGCCGCUUGGCCUCCGACGAGCUAAACGCCGUCGACACCCUCCUGACGCUCAUCGCCCCCUACCGCCGCCGCGACCCCGAGCGCGGCUCCUUCGAGGAAGAAUACAUGGAAAACCUCUUUGAGUGCUUAACCUGCCUAGUCGACGACCCCCUCGGCAAAGCCAAGUUCGUCGAAGCCGAAGGCGUCGAACUCUGCCUGCUCAUCCUCUCCUCCGCCGACAUCAAAGGAAAGCUUUCCAAGCCCGCCUGCCUACGACUUCUCGACCACGCGGCCUCUUUUUCUUCCGAAGUCUCUCUCAAGAUCGUCGAAGCCGGCGGUCUCAAGACCCUCUUCACCCUCUUCAUGUCCGGAGACAAGUCGUCAGACAAAGACAACAAGAAGAAGAACAAAUCCAAGACAACAACACUAUCAAAACAAGACAUCGAACACCUCUUGGGUAUCUUUGCUUCCAUGCUCCGCCAUCUACCUGCAGCCACAGCCACAGCCACAGCCACAGCAGACGACUCAACAACCGGCGCAGAACGGAUCCGCCUCCUAGCCAAAUUCGUUGAAAAGAACUACGCCAAGACAUCCAAGCUCAUUCGACUUCGUCGCGAGUACGCCGCGCGCGUCAGCCACGUAGACGAAGCCAUCAAGGCAGAAGAAAACUUGGACGAGGAUGAGGCCUUUUCUCGCAGAUUGGACGCCGGGCUUUUCUGUCUACAGACGAUUGACGUGAUCUUGGCAUGGUUGAUUGCUGAAGAUACGGGAUGUCGGGCAAAGAUCAGGGAAUUGUUGAAGGAUCGGGAUGAGGACUUUGGGACGCUGGCGAGGACGUUGAGGGAGCAGAUGGCGGGGGUGGAUGGGGAGACGGAGGAAGGGAGGGAUACGGGGGAGAUGUUGAAGGCGCUGUUGGAGUUUUUGGAGUAGUUUGUGUCUGAAAAAGGGGGAUGGG